AUGGCCGUCACCCGAGCGAAGGACUCGGAGAUCAAAGCGGCGUUCCAAAAGUUCGACAAGGACAACAGCGGCUCGCUCGAGAUCGGCGAACUCUACGAUGUGCUCAGGGAGAUCGGCGUGGAGAUCACCAAGGAGCACUUCGACGGCUACUCCCAGAUCAUGAUGGACGACUUCGACACCGAUCGCUCGGGCGCCCUGGACUACGAUGAGUUCACCAGGUUCUACGAGCAGGUGCUCGUGAACGAGUCCGGCAAGGGCCAGUACAAGGAGAUGCUCGAGCUGAAGGAGGAGGGCAACACGUUCUUCCGCAGCGGCGACUACCUCAAGGCGGCCGCGACGUACACCAAGGCGAUCAAGGCUGCCGCCGAUCACGGCAUCGAAAAUCGAACCCAAACUCGGGUUUUCGACCCGCGACUGACCCUGACGACCGACGCCGUCCCGUCGACGACGCCGAGACUGACCGACUCACCAAACGCCUCAUCGCAGGAAUCCCUCAAGCUCGCGGGUCCCGACCAGGUCCCCAUCGUCGAACAGAAGAUCCGCCUCGUCAAGCAGCGCCUCCAUCGACACGAGCGCGAGAUGCACAAAAACGAGAAGCGCAACCACGGCAGCAAGCCCCCGUCCCCCGAGUCCAAGUCCCCGGCGCCCGAGAAGACCGCCGAGGAGAUCGCGGCGGAGAAGGAGGCUGCGGACAAGGCGGCGGCGGAGAAGGAGAAGCAGCGCGCCGCGAACGAGGCCCGCAUGAAGAAGGAGAAGGAGGAGGCGGAUGCGAAGGCGGCCAAGCUCGCCGCGGAGGGCGCCGAGCGAGCCGCCAAGGCUGAGGCCGACGCCAAGGCCAAGGCUGAGGCCGACGCCAAGGCUGCCGCCGAGGCCGAGAAGGCCGCCAAGGCCAAGGCUGCGGCCGACGCCAAGGCUGCCGAGAAGGCCAAGGCUGAGGCUGAGAAGGCGGCCAAGGCUGAGGCGGACGCCGCGGCCAAGGCCAAGAAGGAGGCGGAGGCCAAGGCCAAGAAGGAGGCCGAGGCCGCGGCCAAGGCGGCGGCCGAGGCCACGGCCAAGGCUAAGAAGGAGGCGGAUGCGAAGGCAAAGGCGGAGAAGGCAGCUGAGGAGAAGGCGAAGAAGGAAGCCGAGGCUGCCAGGGCGAAGAAGGCCAAGGCGGCGGCUGCCGCGGCGCAGGGCGGCAAACCGACCGGUUCUUCCGGUUCCUCGCUCCUCGUCCUGGGCGUCGGGUUCGUCCUGAGCGUCGCGGUCUUCGCGCUCGUGUUCGGCGGGAAGAAGACGGCUGCCGCGGCGACCAAAGGGGUCAAAGGGAAGAAGUGA
Micromonas commoda is the source of this 1317-nucleotide messenger RNA. RefSeq lists its product with no specific name. The transcript has 2 exons. The coding region runs from base 1 to 1317 and encodes 438 amino acids. Gene Ontology annotation, molecular function: protein binding; calcium ion binding. NCBI's taxonomy places the organism in Eukaryota, Viridiplantae, Chlorophyta, Mamiellophyceae, Mamiellales, Mamiellaceae. The record is from RefSeq and is a predicted model, not a curated record.